AUGCAUAUAGUAGACUCAAGGCAUAAAACAGGCAUGGAAGAUACAAAACGAUUAAUAUUUGAGUUUCUCAGAGUCAAGGAUGAUGACGCAACAUAUGGCCUUCGUGCAUCUAAAAUCUUUGAUUCGUACCCCAAUGAUUUGAAAGAAAUUUUCAAUAGAUUAAAACUAACAGCUAAAGAUUUGCCAGACAUAUCAUUACAUUCUUCAUUCAACGGCCAGUAUGAGCUUGUUGUGGCAGCAGGCGUGAACCAAGAACUGUCUGAUGAGAAGAUGUUGGUACCUGACUACCUGGCCAAACUUACUCCAUCACUUGUUCCACUUUUCGUUGGUGCCCUCACAAUGAGUGCCUUUACCAGCGGGCACAAGGAAUGGGAUUAUGCUCUCGCAGCAUUUGCUGUGGCAGUCAAUGGUCUGAUUGGUAUGUACAGAAGUGGUGAAGAAAUCAUCAAAGAUGGGGACUGGGAAUUUACUAGCGCUUACCCUUCGGCAGAGGAUUUGAAGAAACUAUCUCUCAAAGUCAGAGAUGAGAAAGUCAAAGUCCAAAGGCUUGCUGCGAUUGUAGUCACUACAAAGAUAAUAUGGUGGAAUACAAACCAUCACAUUGGCGGGGACGGACUACCUCCCAUAUUCAAAUAUUUAGGAUUCUCGGAUGUCUCUGGUGUCAGCCGUCUACAUACCGCUAUCUGA
Molecule: messenger RNA, 687 nt
Organism: Echinostoma caproni
Lineage: Eukaryota; Metazoa; Platyhelminthes; Trematoda; Plagiorchiida; Echinostomatidae
Source: the annotation of a GenBank genome assembly